UUAUGACGGAGCCAACGCUUCUUAACAUCUUGGAAAACACAGUUUCAUCAAAUAAAGAAGCUCUAGAAAACGCUCAGGCAUUUUUGGAAAACGCUGCAAACGUCAAUUUUCUAAGUUUCUGUGAGCAACUCAGUCAAAUAUUAUGUACACCAAGUGUUAACGAUGUGUGCAGAAGAGCAGCUGGUCUCCAGUUGAAGAAUCAGCUCACCUCGAAAGAGCAAACGACCCGAAAUGCUCAAGUCAGAAGGUGGAUUGAAAGUGAAGUAGAAACAAAGAACCGAAUCAAGCAAAACAUACUGAACACCUUAGGAACAGAAACUUACAGGCCUUCUACAGCUGCUCAGUGCGUAGCUGCAAUUGCUUGCGCGGAGUUGCCGCACAACCUUUGGCCCGAGUUGGUGUCAUUUUUGUGUCAGAAAAUUACAAACCCAGAAAGUUCAGAUAUGUUGAAGGAAUCAGCCAUUGAAGCACUGGGCUACAUCUGCCAAGAUUGCGAUGCACCUGAACUGGAAAACAAAUCGAACGAACUUCUGACAGCAAUUGUGAGUGGCGGAAUGCAACACGAUGUCCAAAACGACAACGUGAAGUUAGCUGCUGCAAAUGCACUGUUGAAUUCUCUGGAGUUGACCAGAAACAACUUCGAGAACGCCAACGAAAGGAACUUCAUAAUGCAGGUCAUAUGUGAAGCAACUCAAAGCAUCAACCAUAAGAUCAAAGUGACUGCCCUUCAGUGCCUAGUGAAAAUCAUGUCUCUGUACUAUCAGUUCAUGGAAACAUACAUGGGACCAGCUCUUUUUGCCAUUACACUGGAUGCCAUGAAGUCAUCAGAGGAGGAUGUUUCCCUGCAAGGUAUUGAGUUUUGGAGCUCAGUAUGUGACGAAGAGAUGGAUCUUCUGAUUGAGGCCCAGGAAGCAGCAGAGCAGGGAAGGGCACCUGAAAAUGUGUCUAGACACUAUACCAAAGGCGCUCUGCAGUAUGUUGUCCCGAUUUUAUUGGAGACUCUGGCUAAGCAGGACGACGACGAAGAUGAAUGGAAUCCGUGCAAAGCAGCCAGUGUGUGUCUUAGCCUCGUUGCGAACGUCUGUGAAAACGACAUAGUACCACAUGUACUGCCGUUUGUAGAGGCCAACAUCCAGAGCACUUCUUGGAACAACAGAGAUGCGGCAAUCAUGGCUUUUGGCUGCAUCCUCGAAGGUCCAGACACCGCCGCUUUGAAACCUCUGGUUUCGCAGGUCUUCAACCCUUUCCUAGUGAAUAUGCUUCGUGAUGUAUCUCCUGCAGUGCAGGAUACAGCUGCCUGGGCUAUCGGAAGAGUAUGUGAGGUGCUUCCAGAUCUAGCAGUUGCACCAGAGCACGUCCAACAUCUGGUAUCGGAACUCCUGGAAGCGCUGAACCGGGAACCACGAGUUGCAGCGAACGUCUGCUGGGCAUUCACGAGCUUGUCAUCUGCGGCAUAUGAGUACACGAGUGAGAGCGAGCAUACAGAUGAACCGGCUACCUUUAGUCUAUCUCCAUUUUAUGAGGUAAUAGUUCAGGCCUUGAUUGCAACAACAGACAGACAAGACGCAGGUCAGUCCAAUCUGAGAACAAGCGCAUAUGAAGCUAUCAUGGAAUUGGUGAAGAACUCGCCGCAGGACUGCUACGUGCACAUUCAGAGCACAACUAUAGCUGUGAUGGAGAGGCUGCAGAAGAUAAUCUACUUGGAUGAUAUAUCCCAGUUGAGUGCAACUGACAGACAACAAUUCACAGAUUUGCAAUCUCUCCUUUGUGCUACCCUUCAAAGUGUCCUCAGGAAAAUCAAAGAAGAAGAUGCAGUGCAAAUAGCCGACAGAGUCAUGGAGGCUCUUCUGCAAAUGUUGAACACUAAGUCAGCUGCACAGAGUUCUGGAGUUCAGGAGGACGCCUUAAUGGCCAUGAGCACUUUGGUCGAAAGAGUGAAAGGUGGAUUCAAUAAAUACAUGUCACACUUCUUCCCAUUUCUGAAACAGUACCUGCAGAAUGCAGAUGACCCUCAGUUAUGUCAGGCAGCCGUAGGCUUAGUGAGCGAUCUGGCACGCUCGAUGGGUUCCGAUCUGAUGCCUUACUGCAAUGACAUAAUGACUGUACUUCUGCACCAUCUAAGUAACAACUCGAUUGACAAGAGUGUGAAGCCGCCAAUCAUCUCAGUCUUCGGGGAUAUUGCUCUUGGAAUUGGUCCGGCCUUCAUAACUUAUGUGGAUAUUGUUCUCAAUACGUUACACCAGGCCAGUCAGUUACAGGUCAACAGGGAAGAUUUCGAGAUGGUUGACUAUUUGAACGAGCUAAGAGAGUCCUGUCUAGAGGGCUACACCGGAAUAGUCCAGGGAUUCCGUGGCGACCAACCCUCUGCUGCUGGAACAGACCCUAACUCUCUGGGACCAGCCGGGGACCUUGCCUCGCAACCACUCAGUAACGAACUAGCUGCAAUGCAGCAACACGUUCAAAAUAUUGUCAAGUUUAUUCUAGAUAUCGCGCAAGAUGAAGACAGAACUGAUGGUUUGGUUUCGGGCGCUUGUGGGCUAGUCGGUGACUUAAUAGCUGCAUAUGGUCCUAAGAUUGUUCAUCUUUUUGAAGACCGUGUGUUUAAAGACUUACUUCAAGAAGGUAGAAAAUCCAAGCAACAGAAAACGAAGACUUUGGCAAUCUGGGCUUCCAAGGAAUUGAAGAACUGUGCCCGCGUUUGAAAGUCGACUUUUUUUGAACUCUUAGCAAUUUAAUGAACUUGAGACUGUUAUGCUAUUAGUGAAAUAUUACAUACUUUGUUUUGACAAUGUUUUUUGAGCGAACUGAAACUUUUCUGCUGUGAACUUUGUUUUGUUUCUAGAAUGAUAUUCUUUUUUCCUGUCGAAAUCAUUUUUUUGUGCGCAAUUUUGUACAAUCUGUCAAUUAAAUUUUAAUCCAAACCGUGGAAACUUGAAAAAAUAUAUAGUAAAUUUU
Symsagittifera roscoffensis is the source of this 2955-nucleotide messenger RNA. Its product is annotated as importin subunit beta-1-like. Gene Ontology annotation, cellular component: nucleus; cytoplasm. The transcript is spliced from 9 exons. Gene Ontology annotation, molecular function: nuclear import signal receptor activity; small GTPase binding. Gene Ontology annotation, biological process: protein import into nucleus. The record is from RefSeq and is a predicted model, not a curated record. NCBI's taxonomy places the organism in Eukaryota, Metazoa, Xenacoelomorpha, Acoela, Convolutidae. Bases 3 to 2702 code for a protein of 899 amino acids.